Protomyces lactucae-debilis is the source of this 1962-nucleotide messenger RNA. Its product is annotated as heat shock protein SSA2. Lineage: Eukaryota; Fungi; Ascomycota; Taphrinomycetes; Taphrinales; Protomycetaceae. The transcript has a single exon. Gene Ontology annotation, molecular function: misfolded protein binding; ATP hydrolysis activity; heat shock protein binding. Bases 1 to 1962 code for a protein of 653 amino acids. Gene Ontology annotation, biological process: vesicle-mediated transport; cellular response to unfolded protein; protein refolding. The record is from RefSeq and is a predicted model, not a curated record. Gene Ontology annotation, cellular component: cytosol; nucleus; cytoplasm.
AUGGCAGCCAAAACAGGAAAAGCCAUCGGAAUCGAUCUCGGCACUACAUACUCAUGUGUCGCCAUCUUCCAACAUAACAACGUCGACAUCAUCGCGAAUGACCAGGGAAACCGUACAACACCGUCGUACGUCGCUUUCAACGAUACCGAGAGGUUGAUUGGUGAUGCCGCCAAGAACCAAGUCGCCAUGAACCCACACAACACAGUCUUCGAUGCGAAGCGUCUCAUUGGCCGCAACUUUGCAGACAGCGAGGUGCAAGCAGACAUGAAGCACUGGCCAUUCAAGGUCAUCGACAAGGCAUCAAAACCCGUCAUCGAGGUGGAGUUCAAGGGUGAGAAGAAGGAAUUCACACCCGAGGAAAUCUCUUCAAUGGUCCUUACAAAGAUGCGUGAGACUGCUGAAGCAUACCUCGGUACCAAGGUAACGAACGCUGUUGUCACUGUUCCUGCCUACUUCAACGACUCCCAGCGUCAAGCAACCAAGGAUGCCGGUCUCAUUGCCGGUAUGAAUGUUUUGCGAAUCAUCAACGAGCCUACUGCUGCUGCUAUUGCAUACGGUCUCGACAGGAAGGGACAGAAGGAGCAAAACGUGCUCAUCUUCGAUUUGGGUGGUGGUACCUUUGAUGUAUCGCUCCUCACCAUUGAAGAUGGCAUCUUUGAGGUCAAGUCUACUGCCGGUGACACACAUCUCGGUGGUGAAGACUUUGACAACCGUCUCGUUACACACUUCUGCACUGAGUUCAAGCGCAAGUUCAAGAAGGAUUUGACUACAAAUGCUCGUGCUCUGCGUCGUUUGCGUACUGCUUGCGAGCGUGCCAAGCGUACACUUUCCUCAUCGGCACAGACAUCGAUUGAGAUUGACUCGCUCUUUGAGGGAACCGACUUUUACACCAGCAUUACGCGUGCCAGGUUCGAGGAGCUUUGUGCAGACUUGUUCCGCGGUACCAUGGAGCCUGUUGAGAAGGUGUUGCGUGAUGCCAAGAUGGACAAGUCGAGUGUGGAUGAGAUUGUGCUUGUUGGUGGAUCGACCCGUAUCCCACGUGUCCAGAAGCUUGUCUCUGACUUCUUCAACGGCAAGGAGCUCAACAAGACCAUCAACCCUGAUGAGGCUGUUGCAUACGGUGCUGCCGUCCAAGCUGCUAUUUUGUCUGGCGACACUUCAGAAAAGACCCAGGACUUGCUCUUGCUCGAUGUUGCACCACUCUCUAUGGGUAUUGAGACUGCCGGUGGUGUGAUGACACCCCUCAUUACACGCAACACGACGAUUCCUACAAAGAAGUCGGAGACCUUUUCUACCUACAGCGACAACCAGCCUGGUGUGUUGAUUCAGGUGUUUGAAGGUGAGCGUGCACGUACCAAGGACUGCAACUUGCUCGGCAAGUUUGACUUGACUGGUAUUCCACCUGCUCCUCGUGGUGUUCCACAGAUUGAGGUGACAUUUGAUGUGGAUGCCAACUCGAUCCUCAACAUUUCUGCCACUGAAAAGGGAACGGGCAAGACCAACAACAUUGUCAUUACCAACGACAAGGGACGUUUGUCCAAGGAGGAGAUUGAGCGCAUGGUCUCUGAGGCUGAAAAGUAUGCUGAUGAGGACAAGGCUGAGGUGGAGCGUGUGCAAUCCAAGAAUGGUUUGGAGUCAUACGCCUACUCACUCAAGCAAACUGUCGAUGACGGCAAGUUGACGAUCCCGGAUGAGGACAAGACCAAGUUGUCUGCCAAGAUCAAGGAGACGAUCGAGUGGCUCGAGGGUAACCAGACUGCAACGAAGGAUGAGUUUGAUGCUCAGCAAAAGGAACUCGAGGGUGUUGCCAACCCUAUCAUGACGGCUGCAUACCAGGCUUCUGGCGGUGCACCUGGUGGUGCUCCAGGCGGUAUGCCCGGUGGUAUGCCUGGUGGCAUGCCCGGUGCUCCAGGUGGUGCCGCUGCUGGUGGUGAUGGCCCUGUUGUUGAGGAACUCGACUAG